UAAAUUGGUUAAAUAAGUUUUAUGAGUGAUUAACUUUAAUACUUAUUCAGUGAUAGCGCUUUCCAACCUUCAGCCAUUGCUCCAUCCUGUAGUGUGCGGUAGCUACUUUUUGGACACCAAUUCAAAUAUCAGUAAUCACUGAACUAAGAAUCUAGCUUUUUCAACUUUUUCAUGGAAUCAAAUGACACAGAAUUAAAGGGGCACGCAUGUCAUUACCGUGAAUUCAACGAGCCAGCAAACCCAACCAGUUCAUUGCUGAUGUUCUUAGCGGGCGUAAUUGGGAAUGUGAUUGCUUUAGUGCUGUUGGAGACCCGUCGAAGGAAGAAACGCUGUAGCGAUCGUCAGUCUCUCUUCCGUGUUUUGGUAACAGCGCUUGUGGUCACAGAUCUUAUGGGAACAUGCGCCGUCAGCCCCGUCGUUCUCGCCUCGUAUGCGAGUAAUACAACAGUGAUUGCCCUGGGUAACAAUGGAGUCCUAUGCAAGUACUUUGGAUUCAGUAUGACCUUCUUCAGUCUGGCAACUUUGUCCAUCCUUUUAGUAAUGGCUUUGGAGCGCUGCUUCUCAAUAGGUUACCCGUACGUUUACGAGAGACAUUUCGGCAGGCGAUGUGGGUACAUCUCCGUGCCAUCAAUUUAUGUUAUUUGUAUCAUGUUCAGCGUCUUGCCUUUUCUGGGUAUUGGGAAUUACGUUCAGUACUGCCCAGGCACGUGGUGUUUCAUUGAUAUGAAACCAGUGGAGCUGGCGGAUAUGGUUUACUCCAAUUUGUACGCAACUGUAAUGCUCCUACUCAUCUGCUCUAUAGUUGUUUGCAACGUAUUUGUCAUCUGUCAGCUUGUCCUCAUGUACCGACGGCACAAAGGCACCGAGAGGUCCUCAGUGAGAGGAAGCAGGAAUUAUCGGGUAUUCUCCAUGACAGAAGAAGUUGAACACCUUCUCUUCCUUGUUUUCAUGACCGCAGCAUUCGUAAUUUGCUCUCUUCCACUAAUGAUCAAUGUGUACAUCCAUACCAUCGGCCAGAUGAAUGAGAGUCUGAAGAUUGACCUCGUCACCCUGCGCUUACUGUCUGUCAACCCCAUCAUUGAUCCCUGGGUCUUCAUUAUCCUCGGCCCUUCAGGACUGCGCUUCCUGAGGGGGGCACUUUGCACAUCGCACCCCACUCCCUCGCAAACAGUUGCACCUGCCCAACUUGAGCUCUGCCAGAGGAGUCUCCCCACAGAGCUGAGAAAACCUCGGAGUCCAGACAAAAACUGAGCAUAAGGACAGGAAAUAAGGCGGGGUCACUUGGGAAGUUCCCAAGCUGAUGUGUCUACUUUUCUUGUUGCUUUUUUCUUGAACUAAAUUUUAUUCUCCAUUUGUCUUUCUGUCUCCCAAUUUGUAAUUGUAAUUGUAAGCCUGUCCCAUUGAUGCAGAAUCUUUGUCAAUAUGGCAUAAUUGCACAUUAUAAUGCACAUGCUCUGAAAAUUAGAGCAUCGAGCCCCAACUCUGUAAUCCACCAAUCUACGCAUGAUGAACUGAGAGACCCUACGCAGUAACUGUGAGCAUAUGUCUGUAGUAGAAGUGGCUAUGUUAAUGUUAGUCCUGAAAACAAAUCAUAUUGCUCAUUAAAUGACUGCCAAAUUUAACCUGGAGGUUCAACAGCUCUGUUGUUGUCUUACAUGUUAAUGUUGCAUUGAACAUGGUUUAAUUGACAGGUUACGGGCACUUCAUACACGAACAGAUAGUGUUGCUUAUGAAUGAAUGUGGCCACCUUUGCAAAAUAAAAAACUAAAUGAUA
Messenger RNA from Conger conger (European conger), 1774 nucleotides. Its product is annotated as prostaglandin E2 receptor EP2 subtype-like. Gene Ontology annotation, molecular function: prostaglandin E receptor activity. The transcript is spliced from 2 exons. Gene Ontology annotation, cellular component: plasma membrane. Gene Ontology annotation, biological process: cellular response to prostaglandin E stimulus; adenylate cyclase-activating G protein-coupled receptor signaling pathway; inflammatory response. Lineage: Eukaryota; Metazoa; Chordata; Actinopteri; Anguilliformes; Congridae. The record is from RefSeq and is a predicted model, not a curated record. Bases 172 to 1251 code for a protein of 359 amino acids.